Messenger RNA from Monomorium pharaonis (pharaoh ant), 4267 nucleotides. Its product is annotated as G-protein coupled receptor Mth2-like. Bases 1468 to 3483 code for a protein of 671 amino acids. Gene Ontology annotation, molecular function: G protein-coupled receptor activity. Gene Ontology annotation, biological process: cell surface receptor signaling pathway. Gene Ontology annotation, cellular component: membrane. The record is from RefSeq and is a predicted model, not a curated record. The transcript has 9 exons. NCBI's taxonomy places the organism in Eukaryota, Metazoa, Arthropoda, Insecta, Hymenoptera, Formicidae.
AUUUACUUAUUAAUUUCAUUGUUAAAUUUAUCUUUUUCCAUAAUCUUAAUAAUUUGAUGGAAAUUGCGAUCUAUUUAGCACUAAUACUUUGAAGCGUUCAAAUGGUUAAUUAGAUGGUUAACUAUAUCGAUCAUAUAUGUUCAGACUUCAAAUGAGGGUUUUUGCAGCGCCAAGUUUUCAAACCCUUCACCGGCAGAAAAAUAUACAUGACUGAUUUACGAAAGUAUACUCAUCCGAUGUACAUUUAUGUUUAUUUCGACACGUACGUGCACGUGUAUACAUACAAUAAACAUUCGACAUGCAUCGGAAAACAUCCUAAAUUAAUCCAUGAAAAUAUGUUUGUCCAAUGUACAUGAAAGUACAUUUAUGUAUGUUUCAAUACGUACCUGCAUGUAUAUAAAUACAAUAUACAUACAAUAUACAUGGAGAUGUAUAAGUAAUUAAUCCAUCGAAGUAUAUUUAUAUUAUGUACAUAUGACGUACAUACAUUUAUAUCCAUCCAUAAAUAUUUAUUUUAUAUAUGUAUAAUGUCCUGUAUAUACUUUUCACUUUAUAGAUCAAGAAUGGAUACCCAUAGAAUGUCGUGUGCUAUUUGGGCUAGUUGAAGCGUCUCUCAUUUCGCUUUUUCGUAGUGAUCUGUCCGGUUUCGUGGGAUCGAGAAGCGCAUGAACAGCAGUCCGAGUCGCGCGUUCGUGUUCGUCGCACGUAUCUCAUGCGAAACAGUGCGAAGUACGAAUAUCGAAGGAUAAUCAUACGUUAAUGUAUUUUGGACAGGAUUAUACAUUGCCUCAAAAUAUCCUUCACUGUUUACAAUGAUAACAUAAUAAUCCAAUUUAAAAAUGUAAUAAUGUAAAUUUCUACGUAGAAUGAUCUGAAUGGAAGGAUAAUCAUUCAAGCUAUCAUUGUGGAGAUAGCAACUAUUUCCGUUCGUCUGCCCGGGUGUUUAAUAGCAUUUACAUGGACACCAACUGUUCGAAUCAGCUGAUGUAUACGCAAUUUGAGAUGAACAAUGAUUUGAAAUAUGAACAAAGUGAAAUCGAGUGUAAGCAAAUAUUAAUUUAGUUAUGUAUAAAACUUGUAAACAGCAGAUUUAAGUACGUAUUCUAAAGAAUUAAAUUAAAUGCGAUUUCAAGUAAUCAAAGAAAUAAGAGAAAAAUCUGAAGAAAUUCUUUUUAAACAAAGGAAAAAGAAACCGAUCGACGAUACGUGAAUUAUAUUUUUACUGAAAUAAAAUGUAUAAAGAGAGAAAAGGAGAGACGCGAGAAAUAUGAAAUGAAAAAUGUAUUCGCAGUUUUGAAAUAAAACUGCAAGGUGACGGAAGUGAUAAUUAUAGAGUAAUAAUAAGUGAUAAUCAGGGAAUAACAAUGUAGACAUUGUUGGACGUGACAUCGAGCAAUGUCCAGAGAAGGAAUAAUAGACAGAGAUCGUUUGGUUUGGAUAAACGAGUAAUUAUAUUUUUACAUAACUAUGUCCUUGAUGAGGUUCGUUCUGCUCGGUCUGAUAUUAUCUUUGACAAGAGCGUCGUCGGAAUUGCACCUGACAAAAUGUUGCCCACCAGGAGAGAUCUUUUCAGGAACUGUGGAGUGCAUUUCAGUACCGAGGAAUGCUAGCGAGCUUUAUGUUCAUCAUUGGAACACCACUAUGGGGUUCCAAGGAAUUCCACAGUGCGAUGAACCCAAGGAUCUUACGACAACGCCACUUGACGAUCGCAAUUCCACCAAUUUUUUAGAGGUACCAGCUUGCCUCGAGAUACUUCACGAACAAGUAACUGGAAAUAGCAGUGUAAUAGUCGUUCAUUGUCGAUCGAAUAAAGAUCAACGAGUGAAAACAAUUAAUGCAUCCUUUCCGCAGUUCGUAGACAUAAGAAAAUGUUGCCCUCGCGAUACAGUAUUUGACAGUCGCACGAAAGCUUGCGUGACCCGGUUAAACGAAUCGGAGAAUUUCGCAGAAUUUUUGCUAAAUGGAUCAAUUGAUACAGAACUUGUGAUAAUAACUACCAAAGGUCCACCCACGUGCCAAGGGCCAAUCGUAGACUACAAAAUUAACGAAAAUGAUAUCUUUCUGCGGAACAAUACAUAUUCGGUGAUGGUUCCAGUGUUUGAGAAUGAAGACAUCAAAGAGGAACUUUUGAUUACUGCAGAUAACGCUUGCCUCGAGGUGACGCCGGAUUUUGCAUCUGAUCGAACAUUGACAGCGCGCGUCUGCAGAGAUUUGAAAUUCUGCGACACGAACGCCUGCAUCCGAAAGUGCUGUGCCGAAAAUGAAUAUUUUUCCAUUGAGAGAUGGAAUAAACUCCCUGUACCUAACAAACCGAUCGAGUUUUACGAGGCUUUCGCAGAUGCCGUAAAUCAAACGAAAUCAUCUACUUUUAAUAUGACCGAAGACUACGGAGUCUUGAUUGGGAAUCCGUGUAAGUACAGCAAGUUCAUGGAUCUCAUCGAUCCAAGAAAGAAAGAUUGGUCGCUGACGUCAAAGGGACAUGUUUCCAUCAAGAAUUAUGACAAGAAUUACAGCCAGAGCGAGUACUGCAUGGACAUCCUUUACAACAGAUUGGAAUACGACCGUUUGUAUUUGUUCGUAUGUUUCAACGCCUCAACACAAAAUGAUUUAUUAAGGUGGCAGAUGAACACCGCCCUACAGAUCACCAGUUGUGCUUUUCUGCUGAUGACCCUGCUAGUGUAUGUGUGCUUACCAAGUCUGCAAAAUCUUCAUGGUAAAACGCUCAUGUGCCAUGUGGUCAGCCUUCUCUUGGCCUUCACUUGCCUGUCCAUCAUCACUUGGUUCACAUUCGAUUGUAUAACAUGCAAAGUUUUAGCUUACAUCCUGCUUUUUUCCUCUCUAUCGGCGUUUUUUUGGCUUAACGUCAUGUGCUUCGACAUGUGGAGGACUUUCGGCGUUUUACGUGGAAAUACGAAUACGAUGGCGCGCAAGGAUAGAAAAAAGUUUCUAUUAUACUGUUUGUAUGCGUGGGGCCUCUCUUUCCUGGUGUCAAUCUUCGCUAUCGUUGCCGACAACACGGAUAUCCUGCCAGAUUAUCUGCAGCCCGAUAUUGGCAAUACGAGAUGUUGGUUUACAGAAAAACGAAAUUCAUACGGCGAAUUAACUUUCUUUAUUGGACCGGUGAUGAUUCUCCUAAUAUCCAAUGUGGUGUUUUUCAUCCUCACACUGACGUAUUACAAUAAGGUGAAAGCGGAAAUAAGAAGGGUAACUACGGAUCCUAUGGAUUCCAGAAACAGACAAUUCCGUUCCGACAGGAAGAGAUUUAUCAUGAACAUCAAACUGUUCGUCGUCAUGGGAAUGUCCUGGAUUUGUGAGGUGCUGUCGUUCUUCGUGACAAAAUAUUUAGAUGAGAACUGGCAUUACGUAUUCUUCUACACAAGCGACGUCUUCAAUUGUCUCCAAGGUCUACUGAUCUUCAUUCUUUUCGUCCUGAAGAGACGUGUGUAUCAAGCACUCCGCAGAAGAUUGGGAUUGGACACUUAAAAAAAGAAAUCGACCCCAACGUGCAGCGCGACCACGACUUUACGCGAUCCUUAUAGAAUCAGGAAGAGCACAAUCCCGAAUAGAAAAUAGUUAGGGAAAUCUUUAUGUAGCAUAAGGCCCUGAUGAGGAUUUAAUAAGGAUGCCAUAAAAAGGGCUACCUUAAUAUUAUCACAUCAGGGCCUUAUAAGGUAUUAUUUAGAAUGCCUUAAACUUACUGAGUAAGAUUUUGUUAUGGAAAACUAACAAGAGCCUUACAAGGUGUUAUUAAAGAUGCCUUUGAUUUACUAAGUAAGAUUUUGUUACGAAAAGCUAAUAAGGGCCUUACAAGGUACUAUUAAGGUUGCCUUAGAUUUACUAAGUAAGAUUUUGUUAUGAAAAACUAACAAGAGCCUUACAAGGUGUUAUUAAGAAUGCCUUAGAUUUACUAAGUAAGAUUUUGUUAUGAAAAACUAACAAGAGCCUUACAAGGUGUUAUUAAGGAUGCCUUAGAUUUACUAAGUAAGAUUUUGUUAUGAAAAACUAACAAGAGCCUUACAAGGUGUUAUUAAGGAUGCCUUAGAUUUACUAAGUAAGAUUUUGUUAUGAAAAACUAACAAGGGCCUUACAAAGUGUUAUUAAGGAUGCCUUAGCUUUAUUAAGUAUGAUUUUGUUACGAAAAGCUAAUAAGGGCCUUACAAGAUACUAUUAAGGAUGCCUUAGAUUUACUAAGUAAGAUUUUGUUACAAAAAGCUAAUAAGGGCCUUACAAGGUACUAUUAAGGAUGCCUUAGAUUUACUAAAUAAGA